GAAGAGGAGGACCACUUUGUCAGCAGUUGUGCACAACUGAUGACCACAUAAAAUAUUAACACUUUUUAAAGGCCUUGGGCCUCGAGUAGCUGUAGAAAGAUCCUGGACAGAGAGAAAGAGAGAUAAUGUCCUCUGACUUGGACUCCAGUCUCACCAGCAUAGACUGGCUGCCUCAGCUGGGAAUCAGCAGCCUGCGUUCGGGUAAAGAGAGAGGAGGAGGAGGGGAAAGGGACAAGAAGAAAGACAGAGGGAGGGAGAGGGGAGACUUCAUACCCCUUGUGCCGGACCCCUCCCCAUCUAACUGUAAAGGGAAACCCCCUCACAGCUACGCCACUCUCAUUGCCAUGGCAAUAGCAGCUGCACCUGAGAGGAAGUUGAGUCUGAAUGACAUCUACACUUGGAUCAGUGACACCUUUCCUUAUUACAGCCGAGCAGGCCGUGGAUGGAAGAACUCCAUUCGGCAUAAUCUGUCCCUUAAUAAAUGCUUCAGGAAAGUCCCUCGGCCGCAGAAUGACCCUGGCAAGGGUUCUUAUUGGACAAUGGACGGACCUGCUGAGGUCAGUCAAGUGAGGGCACCCAAACGUCCCUAUCCAGAGGAGGAACAAGAGAGGCUGGAUGUUCCACAAGUACCAGACAGAGGACCCUCCCCUCAUCACCGACAACCACCCUCCCAUCCAGACCACCAGCUUCUUCACACGGAGCCUCUGGGUGCCAUCCAGCAACAAUCUCCCCAUCCUGCCUCCCUUUCUCCUCCGCCAUGCAAGCAACAGUCCCCCUACAUGCCAUCUCCCGUCUCCAGUCUCCCUGUCCUCCAUCCAUCUGUCUCUCCUUCAGCGGGAUUCCCACCUGCUGCCCCCAUGUCAUCCAUCAACUCAUUCCCUCCUUCACAUCCACCUGGACCUGUUUAUUCCAUCCCUGCUGUCUCUGCUACACCUCUGCCUGCUCUCAAUAUAUCCACAGCAUCUCAAGCGCCUUCUUAUUCUGAUGCCACUCUGUCCUUUCCUGCUAAUUCAAGGCCCGAAUCUGUUUCCACUUUCUCUGGCGUUUCCAUCUCUGUGCCAGUGCCUGUUUGCGCUGUGUCGGGACACACUCACCCCUCUGUAUCUGUUGCCCUUCCCUCUGUAGCCCCUUCAUCUGUUGCUGCCCCUCCUGCUGUCUGUAUAAACGCCCCUGUUGAUCCCCCGCUACGUUUCACCUUCGAUGAGAUGAACUUGCCAGACUUGUACGCAUCUUUCAAGUCUCUAUUUAAGACUUUGCGAGAGAGAGGGGGCUCACAGUCUGAUGUUGCUCCCCUGGCUGUGCCGAGCACCGACAUUACUCCACUUCACACUCCAACUCUGCUGCCAUUGUCUCCUCAUCCUGUACCUGCUCCACCUGCAGCUGCACCACCUCCACCUGCACUACCUGCAGCUGCACCACCUCCACCUGCACUACCUGCAGCUGCACCACCUCCACCUGCACUACCUGCAAGUGCACACCCUCCUGACACAGACCGCCUUCCACCAUACACGCUGCCAGCUGACUGGUUCAGUAGUCCAGACUCAUUGAAGGAGAGCUUCCGCAUCGCCAGCAAUCUAGACUGGGCAAACAUAGACCUCACUGGUCAUCCAGACCUGCUGGAGAGCAUGCGUCAGGCAGAGCUCUGCGACUGGGCACUUGACCCGGCACUCUUUACGUCCCUCUGUGAUUCCCUGAACCGCUUCUUCACUCAGAAAGGCAUGAUUAAUUCAGGGAAUAACUCCCCGCUGGCCCUCGGCGUGCCUCACUCCUUACAGGUCCCACCAUUCCCCUCUAAUCCCCCUCCUACUCUGGCCAGCCUCACCCACCCCUCACCCCUCCCCUACUCUCCUAUGGUACCCCCCGCCAAUGGAGCACAGAUGCCCCGGAGGGCUCUACACAUGCAGGGACACGGCCUUCAGAGACCCCAACUGACACAGCCCGCAAGCACAGCCGCUGGGAUCCAGCCUCAGACUAUGGCACCGCGACACCGUCCCCCCUUAAAAAAUCUCCACAGCAACAGUGAGGAGAUCCAGGACGACUUUGACUGGGAUUCUCUACUCGCCUGACACCUCUCGCUGUCUGUUGAGGAGAAAAGACAGCAGGAACUUUUCAGAGAAAUGUGACUCUUCACAGCCGUCUACACUAAACUCUAUGGAGAGGCUGCCUCACUGUUGUGUAUCUUAAAGUUUGGGAUCAAGUUUGUCACAUAUGACUGAAAGUUGUAUUUUCUUCAUUCAAUCUCAUAUGCUGUAAUCGCUUUUGUUUUGCUUAUAUUCUGCAGGUAAUUGGCAGGGUGCUGUGUUAGAUUACAGAUUUAUGUUCACAAAACAAAAUAAAAAAUGUAAAUUUAUUCAUCACA
Molecule: messenger RNA, 2359 nt
Organism: Scomber scombrus (Atlantic mackerel)
Lineage: Eukaryota; Metazoa; Chordata; Actinopteri; Scombriformes; Scombridae
Gene: foxj2
Product: forkhead box J2
Exons: 11
Coding region: 126-2066 (646 amino acids)
Biological process (GO): regulation of transcription by RNA polymerase II
Cellular component (GO): nucleus
Molecular function (GO): DNA-binding transcription factor activity, RNA polymerase II-specific; RNA polymerase II cis-regulatory region sequence-specific DNA binding
Source: RefSeq, a predicted model, not a curated record